ACCAUCCCCAUAACUCCUGCCUGAAUCCCUUUCCACCGCAGCCAUGGCUGCCUGUGCCCAGUCAAAUAACGGCAUAGCACGAUGCAUGGAACCCAUGCUGCUCGAUGCGUCAUUCCUCUGCCCAUCGGCUGUCUGACCUAAAUAGCAUCGUUGCCGUAUUAGCCACUUUUCAGAACCUCGGCUGCGUGCCUUUUAUCGGGGAGCUCGACUCUUCUCGACGCCUGUAAGGUUUGUCGUUUUGUUUCGGUUCUCCGCUGCGUCGUCCGAGCCAGCACCGCCAUAGUCGCCAUGGACGUGAGGCAUCAGGCGGCGCGAUUCGAGAUCAACGAAUUGCGUCGGUGCAUGAGCACGAAUUUGGACAAGCUGGUUACCACCGCGCCGUCGGUGCGUUUCGCUGACGAGGUGGUGGACCUGGAGGCGGCGGCGGAGGCGGGGCCGCCGCAGGUGACGUUCGCGCGCUCCACGUCGUUCACGGGGCACAGCUCGUCGGGCGAGACGGAGGCGGCGCGGCGCCUGGCCGUGCGGCUGCUGAUCGGCGGCGCCAAGGAGGACGGCGGCGGCGAGCCGCAGAAGGAGGGGCGCGAGCGACGCCGCCGCCACGGCAGCAGCAGCGGCAGCAGUGGCCGCGGUAGCAGCAGUGGCGGCGGCAGCGGCGGCAGCAGCGGUGGUGGCGGGGAGUCGCGGGGGUCGUGGGCGAAGCAGCGGAGCUACUCGCUGAACCAGGAGUGGUCGGGGGGAAAGCCCGUGCCGCGCUCCAGCGGGGGGGGGUCGGAGACGGAGAGCGUGGAGGGGUCGAGCAGAAGCGAGAAGCGAUCGCUGGCGAAGGAAGUAACGUCGCUUCGGCGACAGCUGGCGGAGUUUGAAGCUGCGAAUCAGGACCUUCUAGACGAGUUGGACCGCAAGUCGCUGGCGGUGGCGGCGGCGGAGGAGGCAGUGCGCGACGCACGGGCGGAGCGCGACCUGAUGGCGGCAGAGAUGGAGGCGGCGCUGGGCACGUGGACGCUGGCCGUGGACGAGGCCAAGGAGGCGGCGCACGCGGCGGAGGCAGCGCGGGAGCAGGUGGCGGAGCUGGAGACGGAGAACAAGCGGCUGUGGCAGCUGGUGGAGCUCAUUCUCGAACAGAAAGACAAGGCGGGCGCCGAGGGGGAUGACGGCAAGGGGGGCAAGUUCGACCCCACCACCAACGCACGCAUCAUGAAGGUGCUGGAAUCGGUGAAGAAGUCGAAUCACCGGAGCUCCUCCUCAUCCUCCAGCCGCCCGUCCACGAGCAGCAGCAGACGGGGUGGCAGCGGGGGAUCGUCGGCAUCCAAGGCCGCUGCUGACACGGACAGGACAGGGGAGUCGGGCAGCGGCACUCGCAGCAGCAAAUCCUCCAAGCAGGUCCGCUGGUGAUGGCACCAGGCCUUUCAGUCAAACUGCCCUUGUGUGCCCAACCACAACAGCUGCAUAGGAGGCUCGUGUUGAUAGUUAUAAUUAUGAUAGGAAGAGUAGCCGUGUGUGUUUGUAUACGAAUUUUGAUUCUUUCGUGUAGGUCGUAGGCUGAAGUGGAUGAGGUGUCAUUGCUUUUGUGCAGAAUCUAGGGAGGGACAAUCUAGUAGAGCCGUAUGCAGCCCAUCCACUUUGGUGGUGUCGAAACACUCUAUAGCGGUUUUGUAUUUUUCUAUCCUGUAUUAGAGUGUGUUCCUCG
This is a messenger RNA of Closterium sp. NIES-67, 1687 nucleotides long. NCBI's taxonomy places the organism in Eukaryota, Viridiplantae, Streptophyta, Zygnematophyceae, Desmidiales, Closteriaceae. The record is from the annotation of a GenBank genome assembly.